AGUUGUGGAUAAUCUCUCCUUUCUAUCUGUCUCCCUCGAUUUCUCCUGUGCUUCUGCAGCAGCAAAAUGUCUACUUCUCCAGCCUCUCCUACUCCUCGCACCUUUUGCUCACUCACCAAUUCCUGCAGGACGAGUCUUGUAUCUUUAAAUACCCAUAAUAAUAUUGGCCGACUACCCAAAGGCAUAUUGUCUGUCACCUUUUAUCACCGUCCAUCUCAAAGUUGCAAUUUUAAGCUUUGCUUUCCUACUGGUGGGCUGUUUUUCCCUUUUUGCAAAAGGGGUUGUGUUGUGUCAGCUGCUUCACCCAAAUUGUACGGAAACAAACGGUAUCAACUUAAUUCAAGUCUUGGUUCUCAGAGCAGUUACACGGAUUUAAAGGACAAUGUGCCUAGCAGUCUGCAUAUUCUCGAGGAGCAGCUGAGGGAUUUAUUUAAUGAAGUCCAUGCCAUGAUAAGAAUAGGGAAGGAAAAUGAGGCCAGAGAUCUGCUUCUAGCGAAUUAUGAAGCUGUCAAAGAACAGAUAGAUGCAGGUAACAAGGGUAUAGAAGAAGCUGCUAUUCUUGAUGUAACAGCCUUGGGAUACAUGGCUCUUGGGGAUACAAGUUCUGUCAAACCCCUGUUGGAUGCGUUGGGCGAGAUUGUUGAUGACUUGAAAGAUGAGGAGCCUCUUCUGGACUCGAUACUCACACAUAUGGGUAAUAUGUAUGAAAAAUUGGAAAAUUUUGAGAUGUCCAUUUGUCUCUAUGGAAGAGCUGUCAAAGUUAUUGAGAGACUCUAUGGAAAUACCAGUUCUUUUAUCGUCACUCCAUUGUUAGGGAUGGCAAAAGUCCUGGGUUCUAAUCGAAAGACCACAAAAGCAAUAGAGGCAUACCAUCGUGUGGUUAAAAUACUCGAAUCUAGCAGGGGUGAAGAAAGUGAAGAAUUGGUAGUUCCUUUAUUUGCGAUGGGCAAUCUUCUUCUGAAGGAAGGGAGAGUGGCUGAUGCAGAAAAUGCUUUUAAUAGAAUUUUGACCACAUACAUGAAGUUAUAUGGAGAAAAUGAUGGCAGAGUUGGACUGUCUAUGAGUUAUCUUGCACGUGCAAAAUGUGCAAAAGGAGACGUGAAUGAAGCCAUUGAGCUGUAUAAAGAGGCUCUUCGUAGGCUGAAAGAUUCUGAUUAUAUAGCCAUAGAUGAUCAAAUAAUGGAGAAGAUGAGAGUAGACUUGGCUGAAUUGCUUCAUGUGGUUGGAAGAGGUGAAGAAGGCCGCCUGCUACUGGAGGAAUGCUUGUUGAUAACUGAGAAGUUCAAGGGAGAGGGGCAUCCCAGUUCAGUCUCCCAUUUAGUGAAUCUAGCCACUUCUUAUUCACAGUCCAAAAGAUUUGCAGAAGCUGAGCGCAUGCUGAGGAUGAGUUUGCAGAUUAUGUUGAAGAAUGUUUCACCUGAUGAUCAAUCCAUUACUUUCCCAAUGCUGCAUCUUGCAGUUACUCUCUACAAUCUAAACCGUAGCGAGGAAGCCGAAAAAUAUGCAUUAGAGGUUCUGCAAAUCCGUGAGAAGGCAUUUGGGAAAGAUUCUCUACCAGUUGAGUUUCUAUAUGCAGGGGAGGCUCUUGACUGUUUGGUCUCCAUUCAGACCCAGCUGGGAAAGGAUGACGGUGAAUUGCUAGAGUUGCUCAAGAGAGUACUGAAAAUUCAAGAGAAAGCUUUUGGUACUGAUAGCGAGGAAGUCAUGGAAACACUUAAAAAGAUUGUAUAUUACUUGGAGAAGAUGGGGAGGAGACAUGACAAACUCCCUCUGCAAAGAAGAUUAUCAAAGCUCAGAAGUAAAUAUAACCAAAUGGUUCAAUAUUAAGGAUCCUGCAAAGCCACAUGUCAGAUGUGUACCUGCUUUCAUGCCAUUAGUGAUGUCAAAUCGCUUACGGUUCUGCAGCAAGAAACUUCUCUUUCUAUUGGAAGUUCGAGUGUCUAAGUAGGAAAAGAGAUUACUGGAGUAUAGCAGAUGAUCGGUUUUUCUUGCUGCCAUGGUGAACAAGGUAGGCAGUCAAAAUAACAAAGAUAAAAUGACAGGCAUAUGAAAGAAAUUCUCCUUUGCUAUAUCUAUCCAAGAGUGUAAAUGCAAUUUCAGAGAACGUGAAGAAGCAGUUUGAUAUGAAAGUUUAGGGGACAGUGUUGUCGACAAAAGGUAUCAUACGUUGUUGAUGCAUCUUAUGAAGUGUUAAAGUGUUCUUUGCCAGAGAUUUUCGGGUCCUAAUUAGCUUCAUGACAUCAAUAGCAAAACAGCAAUGAGAAUGUUCUGCAAUCGUGCUCAAGAUUUCAUAUCAAUAAGAUAAUUCGUCACUCCCAUUUUCCAGAGUUAAUAAUGUUCGAGGAAAUUCCCCCACGUCUGCAGUGGAUGCUGUGGAUUUAUUUAACUGCAUUUAUGGAUUCCAUAUUGGUUGCUUUCAUGAAUUCCGCUUCCUUGGUUUUUCUUUUCCUUUCCUUUCUUGCUUAUCCUUUUUGAUUUUGUUCAAUCUUCUUCAGGCGUUAAAGCCUUGCUGCACAGAGUAACAUCUACUCAUCCUGCUACCUCUUUGCUUCUAAUAGGUGUGGAGAUGCAUGCAAGACGUCGACCCAAAUGGGACAGUUUCCAUAUUUACAAUCUGAUUGAACUAUAUUGUGCAAUGGGUUUGAACACUGGAAUAUGAUAGCAUGCUUACCUGGAAGAUUAGUCCUUGUUCAUAUGCAAGUGGUAUCGACUGGUGCUAACUUGGUUUAGAUGAUAACAUUACUGCAUUUUCAUGGAGCCUGGUCGUCUGUUGAAGAAAAAUGUUACUGCUGAAUCCCUUUACAUGAGACAUCCCCAUUGAGCAAUUUAGUGGUAGUUCAAUUGGUACUACAUAGAGAAGCUACAGACAGACUCCAGCUGCAAGUCCAAUACAUAUCUGGUUAAUCUGAAGGUUGAAGAAGCGUAGCUGUUUUCAAUACGGAAUGGAAAUACAUGAAAUGGUGCUUGCAUAGAGAAGCUUCAUAGACAGACUCCAGCUGCAAGUCUGCAUUAUAACUGGAUUAUCUGAAGGUUGAAGAAGAAUAUAUAUGAUCUUUCUCUUCAAUGUGAAUGUUGUAAAGAGUAGCAAAUGACAUCAUUUUACUUGAUGAUUUCGGGUGGCAAAGACAGCAAUAUUGUGGUACCCAAUGUCCAGAUUCUUGAAAUAAUUGUUAGCUUAUGAAACAAUGCUUUUGGUCAAACUGUCUUUAUACAUUUGUUAAUCUUCGCUUUGAUGGGAUCACAAUUUAUAUUUGUAGGGGUUUUCAUAAGCCAAGAAUGGCAAAAUAUUCAUUUUCUGUCAGGACUUCA
This is a messenger RNA of Nicotiana tabacum (common tobacco), 3309 nucleotides long. RefSeq lists its product as uncharacterized. Gene Ontology annotation, molecular function: protein binding. The record is from RefSeq and is a predicted model, not a curated record. Gene Ontology annotation, biological process: chloroplast organization. NCBI's taxonomy places the organism in Eukaryota, Viridiplantae, Streptophyta, Magnoliopsida, Solanales, Solanaceae. Gene Ontology annotation, cellular component: chloroplast.